GAUGUUCCCACCGGAGCCAGUGCAGGAGGCGUGGGAGCUGCUGGGGAGCCGCCGGUGCCUGGGAGCUGCAGGCUGGGCACAGCAGGAUUUCGUCUUCCAGAAGGAGCUAUUUGCUGUGGGAGACACAGAUCCCAUGCACAACCUCUCUGCUCAGCCCUGGCAGGCAAAGAUGGCCAACCUGACCUAUGACAACUUCACCCUGGGCAACCACUCCGAGGUGGCCGUGCAGCCUCCCACCAACUACAAGACAGUGGAGCUGGUUUUCAUCGCCACUGUCACUGGCUCACUCAGCCUUGUCACCGUGGUGGGGAACAUCCUGGUGAUGCUCUCCAUCAAGGUGAACCGCCAGCUCCAGACUGUCAACAACUAUUUCCUCUUCAGCCUGGCCUGCGCAGACCUCAUCAUCGGGGUCUUCUCCAUGAACCUCUACACGGUCUACAUCAUCAAAGGCUACUGGCCACUGGGGGCUGUGGUGUGCGACCUGUGGCUGGCUCUGGACUAUGUGGUGAGCAACGCCUCUGUCAUGAACCUGCUCAUCAUCAGCUUUGACCGGUACUUCUGCGUCACCAAGCCCCUGACGUACCCAGCCAGGAGGACCACCAAGAUGGCAGGGCUAAUGAUUGCGGCCGCAUGGAUAUUGUCCUUCAUUCUCUGGGCACCUGCCAUCUUGUUCUGGCAGUUCAUUGUGGGCAAGAGGACAGUCCCUGAGAGGGAAUGUUACAUCCAGUUCCUCUCCAACCCAGCGGUCACAUUUGGCACAGCCAUUGCUGCUUUUUACCUGCCUGUGGUCAUCAUGACGGUGCUGUACAUCCACAUCUCCCUGGCCAGCAGAAGCAGGGUAAGGAGGCACAAGCCUGAGAGCAGGAAAGAGAGGAAAACCAAGUCCCUCAGAUUCCUCAAGGGCCCCUCAAUGGUCAAACAGAACAACAAUAAUUCUCCCAAGAGGGCCAUGGAGGUGAAGGAGGAGGUGAGGAAUGGGAAAGUGGAUGACCAGCCAUCUGCACAGACAGAGGCCACUGGCCAUCAGGAGGAGAAGGAGACAUCCAAUGAGUCCAGCACCGUCAGCAUGACCCAGACCACAAAAGAUAAGCCCACAGCAGAAGCCUUGCCAGCAGGGCAAGGACAGAGUCCAGCCAACCCCCGGGUGAACCCAACUUCCAAGUGGUCCAAGAUUAAGAUUGUCACCAAGCAGACUGGGUCUGAAUGCGUCACUGCCAUUGAGAUCAUCCCAGCUAAGUCAGGUGCCUCUAACCACAACUCCCUGGCCAACAGCCGCCCAGUCAAUGUUGCCAGGAAGUUUGCCAGCAUCGCCAGGAGCCAAGUACGGAAGAAGCGCCAGAUGGCUGCCCGGGAGAAGAAAGUCACCCGCACCAUAUUUGCCAUCCUGCUGGCCUUCAUACUCACGUGGGCACCCUACAACGUGAUGGUCCUCAUUAACACCUUCUGUGAGACCUGCGUGCCCGAAACAGUGUGGUCCAUUGGCUACUGGCUCUGCUAUGUCAACAGCACCAUCAACCCAGCCUGCUAUGCCCUCUGCAAUGCCACUUUCAAGAAAACCUUCAAGCACCUUCUCAUGUGCCAGUACAGGAACAUUGGCACAGCCAGAUAA
Molecule: messenger RNA, 1609 nt
Organism: Camarhynchus parvulus
Lineage: Eukaryota; Metazoa; Chordata; Aves; Passeriformes; Thraupidae
Gene: CHRM4
Product: cholinergic receptor muscarinic 4
Exons: 3
Coding region: 2-1609 (535 amino acids)
Biological process (GO): adenylate cyclase-inhibiting G protein-coupled acetylcholine receptor signaling pathway; G protein-coupled receptor signaling pathway, coupled to cyclic nucleotide second messenger; chemical synaptic transmission
Cellular component (GO): plasma membrane; dendrite; synapse
Molecular function (GO): G protein-coupled acetylcholine receptor activity; G protein-coupled serotonin receptor activity
Source: RefSeq, a predicted model, not a curated record